This is a messenger RNA of Pestalotiopsis fici W106-1, 1395 nucleotides long. RefSeq names its product Rab GDP-dissociation inhibitor. NCBI's taxonomy places the organism in Eukaryota, Fungi, Ascomycota, Sordariomycetes, Amphisphaeriales, Sporocadaceae. The record is from RefSeq and is a predicted model, not a curated record. Gene Ontology annotation, cellular component: cytoplasm. Gene Ontology annotation, molecular function: Rab GDP-dissociation inhibitor activity. The transcript has 7 exons. Bases 1 to 1395 code for a protein of 464 amino acids. Gene Ontology annotation, biological process: vesicle-mediated transport; protein transport; small GTPase-mediated signal transduction.
AUGGAUGAGAUCGCCCCCGAAUACGAUGUCAUUGUGCUCGGCACUGGUCUGACCGAGUGUAUUCUCUCUGGUGUUCUCAGUGUCAAGGGCAAGAAGGUGUUGCACAUUGACCGCAACGACCACUACGGAGGAGAGGCUGCUUCAGUGAACCUCGAAACGCUAUUCAAGAAGUACGGAAACUUCCAAGAAGGCUCCAAGCCCUGGGAGAAGUAUGGCCGUCCCGCAGACUGGAACAUCGACCUGGUGCCCAAGCUGCUGAUGUCGUCUGGAGAGCUGACCAACAUCCUGGUCUCUACCGAUGUCACCCGCUACCUCGAGUUCAAGCAGGUUGCUGGCAGCUACGUCCAGCAAGGCGCUGCCUCCAAGGCCACCGUUGCCAAGGUGCCCUCAGAUGCCGCCGAAGCUCUGCGAUCGCCCCUCAUGGGCAUCUUCGAGAAGCGCCGUAUGAAGAGCUUCAUCGAGUGGGUAGGCACUUUUGACGCUGCCGAUGCCAGCACGCACAAGGGUCUCGACCUCUCCUCGGUCUCCAUGAAGGAUGUCUACGACAAGUUUGGCCUCGAGACCGGCACCCGGGACUUUAUUGGCCACGCCAUGGCUCUGUAUCUCGAUGACAGCUACCUCACUGCCGUCGGUAAGGCUCCGGAGGCCAUUGAGCGCAUUCGCCUUUACGGUAACUCGGUGGCUCGCUACGGAAAGUCUCCCUACAUCUACCCCCUGUACGGUCUCGGCGAGCUCCCCCAGGGCUUUGCCCGUCUGUCGGCCAUCUACGGAGGUACCUACAUGUUGAACACCUCUGUCGACGAGGUUCUGUACGAAGGCAGCAAGGCCGUCGGAAUCAAGGCCACCAUGGGCGGUAUUGAGCCCGAGAUGAAGUUUGAGACCAAGGCCAAGUUCAUCCUUGGUGACCCCAGCUACUUCCCCCAGAAGGUGAAGGUCGUCGGCCACGUCCUGAAGGCCAUCUGCGUGCUGAAGCACCCUCUGGCUGGUACCGGUGACGCCGACUCGGCUCAGCUCAUCAUUCCCCAGUCCCAGGUUGGCCGCAAGAACGAUAUCUACAUUGCUUGUAUCUCCUCGGCACACAACGUUUGCCCCAAGGGCUACUACAUUGCCAUCGUCUCGACCAUUGCCGAGACCUCUGCCAACCACCACCUCGAGCUCCAGCCUGGUCUGGAGCGUCUUGGCCAGAUUGAGGAGCAAUUCCUGGGCCCCCCUAUCCCGCUGUACGAGCCUCUUGAGGAUGGUUCCAAGGACAACAUCUUCAUCUCCAAGAGCUACGAUGCCACUUCGCACUUUGAGACCACCACCGACGACGUGCAAGAUAUCUACAAGCGUGCUACGGGUGAGGAGCUCAAGGUUGAGGGCCUGCGAGAGGGUCUUCAGGUGUCUGAGGAAUAG